Molecule: messenger RNA, 4234 nt
Organism: Anarrhichthys ocellatus (wolf-eel)
Lineage: Eukaryota; Metazoa; Chordata; Actinopteri; Perciformes; Anarhichadidae
Product: formin-like protein 2
Exons: 4
Coding region: 164-445 (93 amino acids)
Source: RefSeq, a predicted model, not a curated record
UUAAUUCAUUAUUGAACUUUGCCAUAACAAUGAGAUUAAUCGCGAUUAAAAACUUUAAUCGUUGCCCAGCUCUAGUCAAAACUGAUGCUUUGCUGCAUUAAUGUCAUAAAAUUGACGUCAGACCUUUAUUGUGAAAUCCUUGAGACUCUCCCUCACUGAGCUGAUGUCACUUCCUGUCUUCAGAGCUGACGGCGCAGCUUCGACCAAUCUCAGCAGAGGACCGCCUCCCAGAGCGCAGCCUCCGCCUGUUACCCGUGGCAACGCCAACAACAUCGUCAAAGAUGGGCACAACGCUCAGCUGCUGCCACCACAGGAGGUGGUGGAGACCAGCAGGACAGCUUCUUCCUACGCUCUGAGGCCGCCUCCCCCUCCUCUAAAACCGAAACUUUCUGCUGCAUCUCAGCCUCUGGUGCCUCAAAGACCCGCCCCCACUCCACCUGUUUAACCAAUCAGGGGGGGUCCCCGCCUUGCCACACCUGGAUGACACCGCUCCUCCUCUUCUUCUUCUCCUCCUCUUCUUCAACCUCAGUCCCAAACCUAGCAACAGCCAGGAACGGAUUAUGGAGCCAAGAUGGCGGACAGCUAGCCAGCCCUGGACUACUGUACAAAAAAUCUGGACCGCUCCGCCCAGGAGCCUGGUCCCAGUCGGACCGGACUGAGAAUUCACCAGAACUGCACUGAAGCAGCUGCUGUUUCUACAGACUUUCUUUCUUUAUAUCUAGUUCAGUCUGGAGACAAAACUCAGCCAAUCAGGCGACUGCUCUGUCACCAAACCAGCCAAUAAUAUCUCCAGAACACUUACACAUACUUUCCGGCUCUUCUGCAGCGAGGCUAGCUGUGAUAUAUUAGCCAAAUCCUCAAAAUAUCUCUCCAGCCAGCUGGCUGGAGUUAGCUACCCUGAGUUAACUGUGACGUCAACAAGCCAAAUACUAAAUACGCUUGUUACCCAAUGUGUUCAAUAUUUUGUAUUGCUAGUGUAAAGCUCAGCUAAUAAUUACAUUAUAUUUUUUAAAUCUAAUGGUUGAUAGCUAAGCUAAGGAAGCUUACAAUUUCAUGAGCUAAUGCUAAUUACUACAGUCACUAAUGAGUCACUACCCAAUCAAAUAUUCAUUCCUCGUGAUCAACAUUUUGUAAAAUUAAUUAAUUAGAAUUGGCUAGCUAAUUACCUUUGCUAGCUAACAAUGCUAGCAGGCUUACAUGGUUAUAAGCAAGUGCUACGUAGCAACCGUGGUUCCAAAAUGUAAUACUACUGCUAGUGCUGUUGAUACCGCUUAGUUAGUUAGCAUUCAGGCUAGUUUACGAGCAGUUGCUAGCUAACAUGUGUUAAGAUCACAAGGUCAUAGCUAAUGCUAGUUAGCUGCAGUGUUUCCCAAAUUUCAUACCACUGCUAGCAUCACAAAAUAUAUGCAGUUAGCUAGCCAGUUUAAUAGCUAAGCUAAGUAACCUUAUCCACCAUUCCAUUUGAAUGUGCAAAAUGUAACCACUAUAUUUAGCGCCCUCAAAUUAAUUGUUAAAUGCUAAUCAAACAAUGACGUUUAGCUAACUGCUAAUCGUGUGUACUGAGAGGCGCCUCGCUCUGAUUGGCUGGUUUGAAGACAGAUCGGUCCCUGGAAGCGGAGCUUACACUUGAACUCUUCUCUAUCUGUUUCCUGUCUCUGAAUGAAGCACUGGUGCCGUCUGAUUGCACCUCCCCUCUGCUCAGCGCUGUCAUCGGAAUGUAACGCACCCCCUGCUGUUGGGUGCGCUCGCUCUCUUAACUCCCCUUCUUCCAGAAUUGUAAAAAAAAAAAAAUCACAGUAUGCAACAGUGUGUUGAGUGCAGAGCUCCUCUGGGUUUUUACUUCCUGAAUGGAUCUGAUUGGUACGUUGAUGUUUGAGACUUUCUGCAGGGACGGUACGCUCUGAACCCUGAACCUUUAACCCUGAUCCUUGAAACCUUUAACCCUGAACCCUGAUCCCUGAAACCUUUAACCCUGAACCCUGAAACACUUCAGCACUGUUUGAUCUCACAUCCGUGACCUUCAGGAUCUCCUCUGGAAAUCUCAGGCCCCGUCUACGCGUAUGCAGAUAUUUACCUCUGGUCCCUGUUCACACUGGAGCCUGAAAACAACACUUGUCGGGCCAGUAGGUGGCGAUAAAGACUCCAAAAUAUACGUCAAAUACCACAGAAGAAGAUUCUGCAGUCAGCUUAAUUUACGGUUUAAACUUGAUGAUAAGUUGAGACGUAAAGUAGUCGGAGCUAACAGAACGUAAACAAACCAGCAGUCCGUUGUUGUUGUUGUUUACUGUUGCAUCAGUCUGAGCACCAAUGGGCGCACACGGAUCGAGGAGAUGACGUCAUCGUUUUGAAACACAGUGAACGGAGUUUAGAAAAGUCACAAAAAUCUUAGUUUAAUGAACUAAAACUGUUUGUGGACGAGAGACCAAAACGUUUACGUGUAGGCGGGGCCUAAAUGUCCAAGAGGACACACCCCCCCCAACCCUUUUUUUUAACCACCACUUUAUUGGUUUUUGACAGGCUCAGUGUGUGACGUACAUGCUUUUUAUAAUAUAGAGAAAGAUUCAAAGAGUCGGACUGAUUCUACGGAGGUCGUUGCUUUUAUUUUGUGGAUCGAUGUGUAAAACGCUGACUCAUGUUUCAGCGUGGACGAGGAAAAGUGAACUUUUAGAAAACCAGUGAAGUAGAGAGACGACAGGAAGUCACUCUGAGAGGGAAGAACUACACAAACAUCACAACCAGGAUGUUUGUGACCGGCUCUGGAUGCACUGAGACCUUCAUUCAUACUUUAUAUGAACUGUCUGCAGUGUUCUCCACACUUAAAGAAGUCCCUCACGGGGAUCAUUUUGUGCCAUUUGAUCGCUUUUCAUGCCAAAAAAAUGUAUAAUCGGUGUCUCCCUCUGAACUUAGUUUCCUGUAGAAAGAGGAGAACAAACUGUUCAGACUGAAGUUAUUUUGAGACGCGAGAGCAGCUGAAGAGCAUCACGUUACAGUCGUGAACUGCUGACGCGUCACUUUAAAAGUAGAAGAAAGUCUCCUGAUAGUCUGAAAAACAUCCAUCGUCUCAUGUUUCAGACUCAAACCAGCACCGAAUGUUUUGCAAGUCUCUGAUGUCACUUUAAAACAUUCACCAGGGAGCCUCAUCACUCAAACACCAGAACAAUACGUCUGGAUUCAUCUGCCGCUGAAAAUAGUCCGCGACAAAGUCACUAUUUCCUCUUGUGUUGGCUCAAGAAGUGUUAAAAAUACAUAAAUACAUAUUACAGAACAAAUCAAAUAAACAUAACAAAUAAAAACCUGGAGUUUUUUUCAAGAUUCAGUACUUUAUUGUCAUUUCAACAGUUAAUAGGAAUUUGCUUUCAGGACUGCAGUGAUUCACUUUUUUCAGUUCGUUUUUGUUUAUGACUUAGUUUCAUAUUUUAAAUGAUUGUUUUGUCUUUAAAAUAUUUCUCAGAUCAAAUGAAAAAUCAAAACGCAGGAAGAAAAAAUAGAAAAAUGACUGAAAAUGAUUGUUUCAAAUGUAAUUUACAAAGAUUUAAAACGUGGUGCUGCUUCUUUUCCAAAUACACAAACAUAAUGUGAAAAGACACAAGAAGAACAAGUUCAUUCAUUCAUCAACUAUUCAGUUCUGAAGUCUACAGUGUUUAAACAAGUCAAACUAUAUUUUUGUGUUAAAGAUUUACGUCUUCAGUAGGAACCAACGAGCCUCAGACAGGAAGUGAGACGUGUUUAGAGACGGACCAACAUGUUGGUUUGAGUCUGAACAUGAGAUUUAUAUUAAAAUAUGUAUACAAACAUAUAUAUAUAUAUAUAUAUAUAUAUAUGAGAUAACACACGUGAGCAGGGCCGUAGGUCUACAGUCACACUCGAAGCUUAUUGGUUCCUACCUGAGAGCUCUACUGUGUGUGUGUGUGUGUGUAUGUGUGUGUGUGUGUGUGUGUGCGCAGCCUGAGAGGUAGUACUCAGGGCUGCAGAGUCUCACUUGCGGUUCUUUAUAUUUAUAAACCUGUUAAACGCUGAGAGUCUUCUUCAUUAUAAUAAAUUAGUUCAUCUUUUCUGAAAUGUAAACAUGUUAUCUGUGGUAAUACUUUUCUUUAUUUCAUGAUUAGAUCUGAGUCUGGUGUUUCUGAUCAUAACUGUAACUAUGAGCCCAAAGUGCUGUGUUCAAAGGGCUGAUUAUGAGAUGAACUCAUUCUGCAGCUUCAUGUGACACUUUAAUAAACGUCAUCAAUCAGUG